Messenger RNA from Ostertagia ostertagi, 477 nucleotides. NCBI's taxonomy places the organism in Eukaryota, Metazoa, Nematoda, Chromadorea, Rhabditida, Trichostrongylidae. The record is from the annotation of a GenBank genome assembly.
AUGAAAUGGUAUGGAUCUCGCGUACUCAUCUUCGGGCUACUACUGCUCAAAUGGGUGGGUAUGGUGCUGCUGGCGGCACUCUCGUUGGGGUUCGUUGCCGGCUCGGUUUUCUUCGCUAUCUACGUGAUCUACAGUGGCAUCGGUGUUGUGUGCCAGUGUCAGCUCAAUGAAGGAUUCGUCGUGCUCAUCGCCCUCAUACUUCUUCCCAUCAUCAUACUGUUAACAACGCUAUGCGUAAAUAAUUCGUGUGAAAAGUACAAACAAGCAAAAGAAGAUGGCAGUUUGGAGAAGUGCAAGUACGUAUAUCCUCAGCCCGAAGAUGAUAUCAUUCUCUGUGGAAUUAUCGUCGUUGAUGGUAAAAAGGAAGAGCGGAAGAUCAGUGUAAAGCGCAAGCUAGCUGCGCCGACGGAGAGUGAUCCGACAGGCGGCGUAAUACCAAUAAGGUGCCUUUGUCCGCGAGAGUUGCAGGCAUGGCAU